GCUUCGUGCGGCCGCCGCUCGCCUCCUUCCGAAUCCCGUAAGUGUGCGCAAUGUAUCCACAACAGGACUAACAUCGCUCCGGCUUACUUUUCGGAGCUUCUUCUUCUUUUUGGGGGGAGGAGAGAAUUGCGACUCCGCGGCGUCCGCGGAACUUUUGAGAUUCAAGAGGAAGCGUAGGAGGCAGGCGCUGGUGGAAGAGGCUCUGCUGGAGGAUGAGUUUGGUGGAGGUGAGGCAGUUAGCGAGCUCGCUGACACUGUCCCUGUCCAGCAAUGACUCCAAGGAACGCUGCUGCGAGAGCGACCCGGACGGCCUCCGCAGCCGCGCCAUGUCACCGGACCUGAGGCAGGACUUCAACAUGAUGGAGCAGAAGAAGAGGGUCACCCACAUCCUGCAGAGUCCUGUAUUUAAAGAUGAGCUGGAAGGCCUGAUUCAGGACCAGAUGACCAAGGGCAACAACCCCACGGGCCUCCUGGCCCUGAGGCAGAUAGCCGACUUGGUCAUGGCCAGCACGGUGGGAGGCGCCGGGCCCUUGACAUCGCCCAUCAGCUUGGGAAUGGUGUCACCGAUCAAUGACUUGUAUGCCGUGGAGUCCCCGUCCUUUGCCAAAGGCGAGAAGCAGAGCCGCUGCAAGCUGGCCGGCCUCUACAGGCUCGUUGACCUUUUCAGCUGGGCUCGUUUCACCAGUUCCUACAUCACCGUGCGUGUCAACAAAGAACAAGACCAUGUUCUGAUCGGUCCGAGAGGCCUUUCAUUUGCUGAGGUGACCGCGGCAACUUUGAUAAAAGUGAACAUGAUCGGCGACGUAGUGGACCAAGGCUCAACCGACUUGGGCAUCGACCACUUCGGAUUCGCUCCUCACGCCGCCAUCUACGCCAUGCGACCCGACUUGAGAUGCAUCGUCCACGUGCACACGCCUGCGACUGCCGCCGUGUCCUCCAUGAAGUGUGGAAUACUGCCCAUUUCCCAGGAGGCUUUGCUCCUCGGAGAUGUCAGCUGCUUCGGUUACCGUGGCAGCUUAGAUAAUAAAGAGGAGAAGGUGGAGUUUCAGAAAGCUCUGGGCCCAACUGCCAAGGUGAUGAUCCUGAGGAACCACGGCCUACUCGCUUUGGGAGAAACUGUCGAGGAAGCCUUCCACUACAUGUACCACUCGCAGCAAGCGUGUGAAAUCCAGGUGCAGGCUUUGGCGUGCUCGGGCGGCGUGGACAACUUGGUGCUCCUGGACAGGGAGAAAUUCAAACCCCUUACGCAGGGAGUGGCCGCCGCUGGGGUGCCCGUGAGCAACGACUUCAAGUGGAAAGUGGGAGAGGUCGAGUUCGAGUCUCUGAUGAGGAUGCUGGACAACCUGGGAUACAGAACAGGCCACUCGUACAGGAACCCCAUUGUCCGCGAAAAGCCCCGGUCCAAGAACGACGUGGAGAUCCCCGCCACGGUGUCCGCGAUCCUGUCCGACGACGACGCCGACGCGGCGGGCCUGCGCAGCCCCUUAAAGUUGAAGGCGCAGCGGCAGCAGCGGGAGCGGACACGCUGGCUCACCUCGCCCAACAGCUACUUGAGGGUGAACGUGCCGGAACGCUCGCCCAGUGGAGACGUCAGCCCCAGAACCAAAACAAUGUGGAUGAAGUCGUCAGAGCCAGGCAAAAGCAUAGGCACCCCGAUUAAGAUCGAAGACCCCAACCAGUUCGUCCCGCUCAACACGGACCCCACGGAGGUGCUGCACAAGAGGAACCGGAUAAAGGAGCAGCAGAGAGGCGACCAGAUGACAUCGGGCCCAAAGUCCCAUUUACUGGCCGGCAUUGUUGUCGACACGAUCCCGGGGCCAGCUUUCAUCACGGAGGAUGAAGAGCUCACUCGCUCUUUACCGCCCAAUCCUUUCAACCAUCUGACCGAGGAGGUGCUGGAGGAGUACAAGAGCCUGGUGGAGCGAAAGCAACUAGGCCAAGACGAAGACGAAGACGCCACGGACGCGGACGAGAUGACCACGUUCGACGGCUCCACAAUCUCGCUCUCCUUUUCUCCCGUCAUGACGCCAACCAAGCUCGAUACGAUAACCAACGGGAAAGACCACUUGUCCGAUCUGGAUGAGGACCUGAGCCUGGAGGUUUCCAAGCUGAACGUGAGCACCUCGGAAUCGCUGCAAAUCUCCAUGAGUGCCAAGGACAAGACCCCGGAGAGCACCAAGAAGAAAAAGGAGAGAAAAAACAAGUUUCCUCACUCUUCCUUCCUCACGAAGAGCAAGAAGAAGAACAGGAAAAAA
Molecule: messenger RNA, 2255 nt
Organism: Syngnathoides biaculeatus (alligator pipefish)
Lineage: Eukaryota; Metazoa; Chordata; Actinopteri; Syngnathiformes; Syngnathidae
Gene: add3b
Product: adducin 3 (gamma) b
Biological process (GO): barbed-end actin filament capping
Cellular component (GO): postsynaptic density; cytoskeleton; plasma membrane
Molecular function (GO): actin filament binding
Source: RefSeq, a predicted model, not a curated record